GGUGAGCUGCAUUAUGUGUCAUCCUUAUUGGAGGUCCAAUGAUAGGGUUCUCUCAGGAUCCAGAAGAGGACAACCUCAUCAGUGCGGGCAUGAAAGUAGACCAGUAAUCUGGUAGGUAUCAGUGCCCCCCAACACCCAAACAAGGUGCAGCGCGGGACCUGGAGGGGAAUUUUGUUGAGUAUACCUGGCUUUACAAGGUAGAGGAAAAACUGCAUAUCAACAUGGAUUAGAAAGGGGUGGGAGAAAGGGAUGGUCAAAAAUUUAGGUUUAUCGUUAAGGGGACCUGUACUGAGAACUAUCGGGGUUGUCAUUAUUGAAAUGACUAGUUGCCCGGCUGUCUCUGGUUUUCAGUGACCCAGAACAAAAAUGCAACAAAGUCGGAGCAUCUGAUCUGCAUUACUUCAGAUCGGCAUUUUCAGAAAGAGAUCCGCAAUGUCCAACUCCACAUUUCCUUCCGUGUACAUUUUGUUACAGGAAUAUACUCACCUGAAUUCAUUUGCUCAUCCCACCCGAUGGGACCUGACAACAUACUACUCCAGCUAAUACGCUAGCCAUGCCACACACAGAUCAUCAAGGUGAGCCGGAUUACUUGUCAUCCACCCAUAUGAUCAUCUUACAUACGCCGUGUCAGCUUGUAUACGUUUUGUUGUGUCUGAUCUACUCUGUCAGGGCAAGGAUGCUUGCUCUUGUGUUGAUGGAAAUGGGAGAAGAGGUUGAAGGACAGGACACAGGUAGCGGGGUGAUGUCUGGACGAUGGGAGGUGCACAAUUUCUGUACAGUGGAUCUAAGGUGAAAUCUCAACUGUUUGGUUAUUGAAUUGAGACAACCUGCCGCUUUGUUCUACAGCUCCGCUCCAUCAGAUUCCUCUGUACAAGUUCUGUUCAAGUGCAAACGGAAUGCAGCUACUGAUUCUCAUCACCCUUUGUCUGCGAAUGGUGCAAGGGCCUCCACCAUGGCUCAGAUCAUUCCACUUAAAAAAGUUCCCACAGGCUGUUCCUCCAGAGUCAUUCUCCGCUACAUGUCAAAAUGUCCACAACAUCACAAGUGCCACUUUGGGUGGAUCACCAUGUAUGUCCAUGGAGGUAUCAGGACAUAGCCUUGUGGACUCUGCAGUUGUGCAGUUGCUUGUUCGUGGCCCUGACAAGCAGUGUGAACACGGAGGCAUAUGCAGCAUGAAAGUUGGAAGCCAAGUUCAGGCUGAGGUGUCUCUAUCUGCUGCUCCGCCGUCGCUUGGACUCUCUUUGACUCUGUGUUCUCUCUCCGCUUCCUCCAAUCCAUUCAACCAAUCCCAUAUCCUGCUUCUAGUGAAUGACUGCCCAUACUCAGCUGGUGUGACAUUCACAUUGGCCACACCCAAGCCUUGCAUCAAGACCCCACCCAGAAAGAGCUUCAGUUUCCAGCUUGACCAUUUCUACAACAGCUCCAUUCAAUUUCUGCACUGUAGAGUAGAGCUGUGUCUGCAGGGAACUCAGUGCGGCACUAGCAAUGGUGUCACCAAACUACCACAGUGUCGUACUCCUGAUGUGCCCUGCACCCCCUUCACUGCUUUACCUUCCAUCUUGAAGCCAAUGUUCCAUCGAACUGUGACCCAGCCAUUGCUGGUUACCAUCUCCACUCCUUCCCGCAAGCCUCUCCAGUCCCUACCUGGUUACAAGAGAUCUCCACUUUCUACAGGCAGAGAAUACUCAGUGCAGGAAGUCGGAGUUGUUGCAGUGAUUGGAGUUUCUCUCUGUUCCUUCUUUCUUGGGAUCAUGCUGACAAUCGGACUUUGGUGCAUUCACAAAAAGACUGUUCCCACCUAUCAAGGGACACAGAGCUCCUGAGGACUUCAAGAUUUCUGACAUACAAACGCAAGAGGAAACACUGUAACCAACUGGAUCCAUAAUAUUGUUCAUUAGAUGAUAGUCGCAAAUAAAAUGUAUAUUCUGUUUUUUUUUA
Rana temporaria (common frog) is the source of this 1938-nucleotide messenger RNA. It is a transcript of the gene TGFBR3L, whose product is annotated as transforming growth factor beta receptor 3 like. The transcript is spliced from 9 exons. The record is from RefSeq and is a predicted model, not a curated record. Bases 897 to 1823 code for a protein of 308 amino acids. NCBI's taxonomy places the organism in Eukaryota, Metazoa, Chordata, Amphibia, Anura, Ranidae.